Molecule: messenger RNA, 4170 nt
Organism: Lycium ferocissimum
Lineage: Eukaryota; Viridiplantae; Streptophyta; Magnoliopsida; Solanales; Solanaceae
Product: subtilisin-like protease SBT6.1
Exons: 10
Coding region: 1050-4163 (1037 amino acids)
Biological process (GO): proteolysis
Cellular component (GO): Golgi apparatus
Molecular function (GO): serine-type endopeptidase activity
Source: RefSeq, a predicted model, not a curated record
ACUCUCUUGAUCACCCUUCACUUUUUGUGAUUGUUCUUGAUCAGUUUGUAUAUUUGUAUUCUGUUGGUUUGUUUUUAAAACAAGUCUUACUUGUGCAAUCCUUUACAAUUGAAGCACCAAAAAAGAAAAAGUUUUUUUUUUUUUUUGGCUGUGCUCAAAGGACAAGUAGCAUAAUGUUGGUUAAUAUUGACUUAUAACAACCCCUUUGGUUUGUCGAAUUUGAGAUGAUUUUGUCCAGAAACUAGUCCAUGAAAUGAUGAAUUGCAGUGAGAAGUAGUGUAACGUCUGUUUGCCUUAAAGUUAAAGUCCACAUUAUUGAUCUUAAAGUCCAAAAAUUAUGUGGAAAAAGCAUAUGAGAUUCUGUUAUCAAUAUUCAAAGUAUGUGCAGAUUUUUUUUUCUUUAAUAUUUUUGGUAUAAAGGCCUAAGAUUACAAGUAGAUCUAGUUUAAUUACUCAAAGGUUAAGCAUUUCUUCAUCAUAUUCUGUUUUUGUAAGAUACAGUUAAAACUAGACAUGAGAUACCCUUUAUUGCCAGGACUGGAUUUUUUAAGUUUCUCCUCUUUUUUUUUUUUUUUUUUUUUUUUUUUUUUGAUAUGGUAAAAGUUUUAUUAGUAGAAGUACCAAGAAGGUACAUAAAAGUAUAGAAACAAACAUCCCUACAAUAAGUUCAAGUUGCAUAAUUCCCAAGUGAAUCCAAGAAAUCCAUAUAUUGAUCCAAGUUUUUUUUUUUCAAUUUCUCCUUUGAUCGCUUGGUACGGAAUUUAGCCUUUUUUUCCUGUUGAAUUUCUCUCAAACUAAUGCUGAGGUUUGUGAUUUUACUGUUAGCUAAAGACAUGCAUUAGCCUGAAGCAGGUGGACUUUCUUUUGAAGAGGCCAAGAGGGUUAUAGUUUCUAGAGAGUUGGGAUAUGAGAGUUUCCAUUAAAGCAAAUUAUUAUCAUUCAAGUACAAUGGCAAACUAGAUAACAGGAUUUUGAUUGUGCUCAAGUACAGGCUAGUACCUCUGGUUACUCCUCAUUGUUCUAAUGCGUGAUAUUUCAUUCUUGCAAACAUGCCACAAACUCCGCAAAAAUCAUUCUUCACCCUCUCUUUUAUCCCCUUACUUUUGGUGUAUACGCUCAUCCACUUCGACUCAUCUUUAUACCCUCAAGUAGAGUCUGAGCCAUUUAUUUCUAGUAGCCCCGAUGACUGGCAACAUCACCAGAAGCAACUAUCCGAUAGCAGAAAUUAUAUUGUUCGAUUCUAUCAUUAUAGGGAUGCUGACAAUCACUGGAAUUAUCUUCAAGAUAACUUGAAAUUUAAGGGAUGGCAAUGGAUUGAGAGGAAAAAUGCAGCUGCCAGAUUUCCUACUGACUUUGGAUUGGUGGCAAUCAACGAGUCAGUGAAAGAAAUCUUGCUAGAAAAGUUCAUAGAAUUGAAUCUUGUAAAAGACGUUUCAUUGGAUUUGAGCUAUCAAAGGAAAGUUCUUGAAGAGAAGAGUGAAAAGAUUGGGGCUUUUGCCAAUGGGAAGAAGAGGCCAGGGAAGAUUUUUACUGCUAUGUCCUUCAGUGAAGGUCAAAACUAUGCGGUGGCCAACACUAGUAAAUUGAAGAUUAGCUGGAACAGACAUCUAUUGAUGCAGAAAUCUCAAGUCACAUCCCUCUUUGGGGCUCAUGCACUUUGGUCAAAAGGGAUUACUGGUGCUAAAGUCAAAAUGGCUAUUUUUGAUACAGGCAUUCGGGCAGGUCACCUGCAUUUUCGCAAUAUCAAGGAACGCACAAAUUGGACCAAUGAAGAUACAUUGAAUGACAAUGUAGGACAUGGGACAUUUGUAGCUGGUGUCAUUGCUGGUCAGGAUGAAGAAUGCCUCGGUUUUGCUCCAGACACAGAGAUCUAUGCUUUCCGUGUAUUUACAGAUGCACAGGUCUCUUACACGUCGUGGUUUCUUGAUGCAUUUAAUUACGCAAUUGCAACCAACAUGGAUGUGCUGAAUUUGAGCAUAGGUGGACCUGAUUAUUUGGAUCUCCCUUUUGUGGAAAAAGUUUGCGAGCUUACCGCAAACAACAUGAUCAUGGUUUCCGCUAUCGGAAAUGAUGGACCACUUUAUGGUACUCUAAACAAUCCUGCAGAUCAAAGUGAUGUGAUUGGUGUUGGUGCUAUUGAUUAUAGUGAUCAUAUAGCCUCAUUUUCUUCACGUGGCAUGAGUACCUGGGAGAUUCCUCACGGUUAUGGUCGUGUGAAGCCAGACCUUGUUGCUUAUGGACGUGAGAUUAUGGGACCCAAAAUUAACACAGGUUGUAAAAGAUUAUCUGGCACAAGUGUGGCCAGUCCUGUGGUUGCUGGCAUAGUAUGCCUCCUUGUUAGCAUCAUACCUGAGAACAAGCGAAAGGACAUUCUAAAUCCAGCCAGUGUCAAACAAGCGCUGGUUGAGGGGGCAACAAAGCUUUCCGGUCCCUACUUAUAUGAGCAGGGCGCUGGCAGGGUUAACUUGUUGGAGUCCUAUGAAAUAUUAAAGAGCUAUAAACCUCGAGCAAGCAUCUUUCCCGGUGUUCUUGAUUACACUGAUUGCCCUUACUCUUGGCCAUUUUGCCGUCAACCACUUUAUGCGGGUGCAAUGCCAGUUAUAUUUAAUGCCACUAUUUUAAAUGGAAUGGGUGUAAUUGGUUAUGUUGAGAACCCACCUACAUGGCAUCCUUCUAAUGACGAAGGUAACCUUCUUAGCAUCCGUUUUACUUAUUCAGAUGUCAUUUGGCCUUGGAGUGGUUAUCUAGCAUUACACAUGCAAAUCAAGGAAGAAGGAGCUCAGUUUUCAGGAGAAAUUGAAGGCUAUAUAACUGUCAAAAUCUACAGCCCACCAGCUGUAGGUGAAAAGAGUCGGCGAAGUAGUACCUGUGUCCUGCACCUGAAACUGCAAGUGAUUCCUACACCGCCUAGAUCUGUACGGAUAUUAUGGGAUCAAUUUCACAGUAUCAAGUAUCCACCUGGUUAUAUUCCGAUAGACUCCUUUGAUGUUAGGAAUGACAUGCUUGACUGGCAUGGUGAUCACCUGCAUACAAACUUCCAUUCACUGUUUGACAUGCUAAGAGAUGCUGGAUACUAUAUCGAAACUCUUGGCUCCCCUCUCACGUGUUUUGAUGCGAACCAGUAUGGGACGCUUCUCCUGGUGGAUCUCGAGGACGAGUACUUUCCUGAAGAGAUAAAGAAGCUAAGGGAUGAUGUCAUUAAUUCAGGUCUUGGUCUGGUUGUAUUUGCUGACUGGUAUAAUGUGGAUGCAAUGGUAAAGAUGAGGUUAUUUGAUGGUAAUACACAUAGCUGGUGGACACCAGUCACUGGAGGUGCCAAUGUUCCUGCUUUGAAUGAUCUUUUGGCUACCUUUGGGAUUGCAUUUGGCGAUAAAAUUCUAAAUGGUGAUUAUGUCCUAUCCAGUCAACAGAAUCGGUAUGCAUCUGGGACUGAUAUUUUGAAGUUCCCGAGCGGUGGAUACUUGCACAUCUUUCCGUUCCUGGAUAUAUCAGAGAGCACGGCCACUCAGAAUGUCGUAUUACCUGGCAUGACCAAGAUAGAUUCACCUAUUCUUGGUCUUGUCGAGGUUGGUGGGGGUCGAGUUGCCGUAUACGGGGACUCUAACUGUGUGGACAGCAGCCAUAUGGUUACCGAUUGUUAUUGGCUUCUGAAGAAGAUAUUAGAUUUUACUAGCAGAAACAAAAAAGAUCCUGUACUUUUCUCAGACUCAGUUAGACAAAAUACACCAUUAUAUGUUGACAACAAGAAGUUACCAUCGCGCAGAGCAGAUGUAAAUUUUUCUAUGUAUUCUAGUGUUGUUGGAAAGGAGUUGAUCUGCGGGCGUGACUCAAAAUUUGAAGUAUGGGGAACAAAGGGUUACAAUUUACCGGCCAGGGGAAAGAACCGCAGAUUGCCCGCCAAUGACUUGGAUAGAGGUCUUAAUUCUACUUUUGAAACACCAGUUUGGUUAAUAUCUGAUUCAGCACAGAGGAAUGUUGACUCUAUCGAGAACAAGUACUGGAGUUCAUUUUACAAAGAUGAUAUUGACAUGCCUUUACUAGUUGCUAGCCACUGGUUUGUGCCAGCAAUUGUUGCCAUUAUUGGUCUGAUGCUCUUAUUCUGGCGCAUGCAAAAGCGUGGCAGGAGGAGAAGAUUUAGCUCAGGUCGUUUUACUAAUUUAUAGCCCUAAU